GCCAAGUCGCAAAGGCUGAUGGGAAACAGCUCGGGAAUGGGGUGAAAAGGUUUAAUUGGGGGCACACGCUAGAUCUUUGGAGCUGAAUUUUCUUUAGACUCAGCCGGCGAGUGGGGGAUGCUGUGCGCGUCUCGUGGGGGAAUUCGUGCUCUUUCCGAGACCUCGAGUGGGAGCCUGGAGAAACUGCCCGGCCGGACACCUCGGCGUGGCUGCGAUUUAGUACCACUAAGAGGCUAAUACCAGGGGGAGGGGUCGCCCUGCUGCCUACGGCUAGCGGCAUUACAAGAGAGACAGGGAGCGGGGUAAAGUAGGCGUUUCCCAUCAGGCCUUGCGGCAACGGCGGCGCGGGCUGCGGGAAUGAGGUAAAAGCGGGAGGGGGCGGGGAGCGGCAAGCAGGAAAUUCAGCGCCAAAGCUGCGGUGGGGGGAGAGAGCGACGCGAACGAGUCUAGUCUAGGAGCAGCGCCACCUCCCAGCCCCAUGGCGGAGACCAAGGAAACUCAUGAGGAACAUGACACCUCAACUGAAAACGCAGAUGAUUCUAACCAUGAUCCUCAAUUUGAGCCCAUAGUUUCCCUUCCUGAACAAGAGAUCAAGACCCUUGAGGAGGAUGAGGAAGAACUCUUUAAGAUGCGAGCAAAGCUGUUUCGAUUUGCAUCAGAAAAUGAUCUUCCAGAGUGGAAAGAACGAGGAACCGGGGAUGUGAAACUCCUGAAGCACAGGGAGAAGGGAACAAUUCGCCUUCUCAUGAGGAGAGAUAAAACCCUAAAAAUCUGUGCAAAUCAUUAUAUUACACCUUUAAUGGAGCUGAAGCCUAAUGCUGGAAGUGACAGGGCAUGGGUUUGGAACACACAUGCUGACUUUGCAGAUGAAAGCCCUAAACCUGAACUUUUGGCAAUCCGGUUCCUAAAUGCAGAAAAUGCACAGAAAUUCAAAGCAAAAUUUGAAGAAUGCAGGAAUGAGGUAGACAAGGGAGCAAAGAAGGGAGGGGGAAGGAGUGAGUCUACAUUCAUUUGGCAUGCAGGCAAAGAGAAAAAUGAUAGUGCUGACAAAGUUGCUGAGAAAUUAGAAGAGCUUUCUGUUAAGGAAGAGAGUAAAAAAUCUGAGAAGAAAGAAGAGACCAAGGAAAAAAUUGAAGAGAAGCAAUAAAUCAUCUUGGGCCUUGUGUUUUUUCCUUAAUUUUUUUUUUAAUUUUUACAAGGGACUUUAUAAAGAACUGAAUUCCAACAUUCAGAUUGUUUUUUCUAAGCUUUUGCCCUUUUGAAGAUGUCUUCAGAAAAUCCAUUCCCCAGUCAUGAAAAUGUACUGUGCUAACUUUCUUUUCCAUAGUGGAAACACUUAUUUAUAGUCAUCCAAAAGAGUGAAUAAAACAAAUUUGAAAACAGCAUCAAAGGACAGAACUGAGUUUUCUGUACACUUCAAACACUUGUGACUAUAAUUCUUGCACUUGGUGUUUACAUAUUUGAGGGUGCGUAUCUUCAUAUAAGUGAUGUAAUCAGAUUAGAUUAAGUGCAUUUUAAUCCUUCCUGUUGGUAAAAUUAUGCAGACAUUUCUUGUAUGUUAAGUUAAAUUAGUAGACUUAAGCAGGCCUCUUACACCAGUUUUGGUUGUUUUUGUUUGCUAAUUGAGGAUUGUUCCUGCUUGACAGGGUACCUACAGUUUUCUUUAGCAGACCACUAUAUCUAUUGCUUCCUAGAAGGCUAUAGUGCCAGAGAAUUCUGGAUGGUAGAAUUUUUUAUUCUCCUGGCACAACUCCACUGGUAUGAUGGCCACUUAUGGCAGACAGUAGUGGAAAAAGAUAUCCUUUGAACUAGCAUUGGAUGUAAUUUAAUACAGUCUCAUGUAGGUUUUCAUUACAAAAGAUAAGUAGGAAGCUACUUUUUAAAAGUCUUAAUGACUUUCAAAAGCUCUUUUAACCAUGCUAAAGGAUCAAGAGUGCUGUUUGUGUUAGAAAACAACUUAUAAAACCUACUUAUAUAUUGUAGAUAGGACAAUAGAUCACUCAUGAUGUGCCAUUCACUGACUCUUAAGGAAGUACAUUUUUUUUUUUUAUAUCUACUUAAUGUUAGGGAUGAAUCUAACCUCGUUAGACAACAUGCCAUGGAGCUGUGUGCUCCACCACCACAAUGUGAGUGGCGUAAGAGGGUCCCCUACUCCUGCCCAUCCAGGACAGAAAGUGACUCAUUGAGACAAGCAGAUGGCAGGACCCAGCUGGACAUCCCUGGAGAAGCCCAUAGCAGAGUGAACCAGGGGUUCUCACCCUCCCUUUCAUUCCUGCAGGGCUAUGGCUUUCUGGCUGAGUGCAGGGCAGCAAACAAGGGAAUGCUCAGGAAGACUGCAGUGGUCAGUGAUGCAUGGAAAGCAGCAGGCUAUGGGUGGGGUUGCAUGUACUCUCUCUUGCCCCAAACCUCCCUGUAUGCUCUCCCUAGCCUGGACACCUGGAGCCCCUUGCCCCAACUGUCACACCCCAGAUAACCUCCUCCCACAGUUUGAAAUACAAUGGUGUAAGCAAUACACUCCAACAGUCACUUUCUAAAUUUGGCACUGAUGUGUUCAGAACUUGCAAUCACUUUACCAGAAUUUGUGGAGUUAUAAAAUACUUGCAUUUUAGAAAAGUAUGAGGAGGUCUUAAUACUACUACAAAAAUAUUAAACCUAUAAUUUGAAUAUGCAAGAUGGAAUAUAAUGUUAAUAUGCUCUUUAAAUGGGAAUAAGUAUUAUGGUUGAAGCUGCUCCCUUAACAGUGGUUAUUAGCAAUAGAUCUACUUAGUUUCUAACUACUGCUAGAGUUUUGGAAGACUUAAACCAGGGUAGAAAACCAACAAAAAGCCUUUUCAUUCAGUAAAUGUCUUGUUUUUGUUUUUUUGAUAGACAAAUUUCCUUGUAUAAAGAUUAACACAACUAUCAGUAAAACAAUUAUUUAAAAGUAAACUCAAUCUAGCCUUUCUAAACUGUCAAGGUGUGAUGACCAAUAAUAUCUAAAAGAGGGAACCGAAUUUUGGUAAAGAGGGUCUAAAAGCCUGCUGACUUCCCUCUACAUAGAUUCUUCCAUUUAUUAAAUUUAAAUUCUCCAAGACCAACUACAUGGAAAAUGAGCAUUAAAUAUGCUUUAAAUUUAUGUAAAUUGAUCAAAUCUGGAACUAUAAAGAAGGUACUCCAUUUUAUAUUAAAGGGAAAAAAUAAACUUUUGACAUGAGCAAAGUUCAUUUCUCUUCCUCUGUUACUAGCACAGCAGAUUUUCACAAGUACUAUCUGGUGUGAGAUUUGCCCCUUCCAAACACCAGAUACAUAAAUCAAAUGUUUUAGAAUUAUAAAGAUCCUAGGGAAUAAAACAAAUACCUCAGCUGUCUCCUCCGUAAGGGAUCUCAGCAGCAUGAUGUGUUUGAUAUUUGUGUUUUUGAUUUAAGAUAGUAUUGUAUGUUUCCAAAUACUUAAUUUUACUGCCAUCUCAAUGUAAAAGCCAAAAUGUUAUGUAUUCAUGAAAGCCACUGUAGAUUUAAAUGGAAGCUGACAAGCAAUGUUUUUAAAUUUGUUAAAGGGGAGGUGAAGUUUACAAAUCUAAUUUCAAAAUAAACUAUACAUUAAAUUUUUUCAUUUAAAAGAUUUGCUUUUUUUAUUAAAAAAAAAAAAACAAAAAAACUGUGUUUUGGAAAUGCAGACACAAUAGAUUAUGCUACUGCAUAAGAAGCAGAAAACGGGCCAUUCUAGUUCUGCUGUUGAGCCUGACUGCAAAAAAUUAAUACUCAUGUAUACUUCAUUUUUUUUUAACCUGUUAAUCCCAGGUAUUGUUACAAUUGAAAUAAAUUGUCAUUACUUCAUUGUAUGAUUUUUAGUCACUCA
Molecule: messenger RNA, 3837 nt
Organism: Caretta caretta (loggerhead turtle)
Lineage: Eukaryota; Metazoa; Chordata; Testudines; Cheloniidae
Source: RefSeq, a predicted model, not a curated record